Pomacea canaliculata is the source of this 8510-nucleotide messenger RNA. RefSeq names its product dopamine receptor 1-like. The record is from RefSeq and is a predicted model, not a curated record. Gene Ontology annotation, cellular component: membrane. NCBI's taxonomy places the organism in Eukaryota, Metazoa, Mollusca, Gastropoda, Architaenioglossa, Ampullariidae. Bases 4674 to 5873 code for a protein of 399 amino acids. The transcript has a single exon. Gene Ontology annotation, biological process: adenylate cyclase-activating adrenergic receptor signaling pathway. Gene Ontology annotation, molecular function: G protein-coupled receptor activity.
AACACAAACACACGCACUCACACACACACAGGCACUCACUCACACACUCACACACGCACAAACUCACGCACACCGACCGGAUGAGCAGAGCGCGCGACCGGUGGGGGCCCAUGCAGCACUGCAGCGCGCGCAGCCCGUUGUAGCCCCGCGCCUCGCGCCAAUGAACCCCUCCCCCAGAUCCCCUCACUCAUCGUCGCCCCCAUCGCCUCCCACAUAUAAGCGCAGGCUGACUGCAGUCGUCAUGUCCCGCGCCGCCGUCACUACCCACGGAAGUAGACUUUCAGACACAAUGCAACUGCCAAAAGUUGUUCACACACACGCACAGCACGCGCAGUGCACGCCUCAAGGUACGUCACAGUUUACUGCAGCGUGCUGCUGAUGUGACGUGCGUAGUGUUCGUGCUGCUGAUGUGACGUGCCUGAGGGACUUUGUGGACUUUGGUGAGCGCGGUGAUGACGUGGUGAUGUCAAUGGAACAUCACAGGACAUGAUAUCAGGAUAAUCCAGGAUAAUCCACAAAGCAAACCAUGUGUCAAGUGUUGACGUGUGUGUCGCAGUGUGUCACAGUGUCUCACACUUUGUCAUCGCCGACGUCGCGUCACAGUCCACCCUGCAUUUCCGGCCUGUCCGUUUAUUUUGCAAGCUGCAUGUGCCUACCCGGGCUGCACCUACCCGGCGAACACUGGAUACGGCCUCUGUGAAGACAAGCGGAUAUGUUGUGCUAGUAGUUACCCCGGGUGAGGCGAGGGGACUCGUGCGCACAAACUGGUUUUAAACUUUAUUUGAUUUUAAUGUCAGGGAAAUUUUCACUGGAUGCGACUUGCUUUCUUGUCGCACAACUUUGCUUCGAAACCAACGCAGUUCUUUGUAUUCCAUUCGUUUCUGUCCUGAGGAGGUGGGCAACAGUCGCUGUCACUCUAUUGUCUGUUCGAGCGGACGACUGACAUCACGCACCUAGGUACAGCUACGUCACUGACAGUGGUGACGAUGAACCACUUCCACUGAGCACAGAUCACGCCGACUGUCAUCACGAGACUAUACAACAAGUAAGCCCCAUCCUGACAACUCGCUGUGGGUGUUGGGAGGUGACUGGCGAAUACACUUUAUGUGUGUUGUAAGUUAACCUUUGACCCGUGGCCAUCUGCCUCUGUAGCCUUGUGUCUUGCAACUACAAAUGUUGCCGGCGUGCGGUGAGUCGAUAUCGUCUUCAACUAAAGCUGAUCUCAUAAACAAGGGCCAUUAAGCGUUGAGUCGAGUCCCAAAACACCCAUCAAAUUGUCUUUCCCUCAGGCAAGGGAGGAAGCGCGGCGGUGGCGGUGGUGGUGGUGGUGACAUGCACAGGACGUCACCGUUGGUCCACAAGGCAGGCGGUGCAAAAACGUCACGGCUGAGUGGCCAGGCGUCUGUGUCUCCGGCCUCCAGGUGUCGUUAAGGUCGAACCGGAAAAGCCCGCUCUCCCUGAAAACCCAUUCAUCGGCUACUUAAAUGUUUAAAAAAUAAAACAGAGAGAGAGAGAAAACGUGACAUGGACAAACAAGCCAUCAAAGUCGCACCGCGCGCCCAACACGUGACGUUCUGCGUGCACCACGGAGGGUAGAGAAGUCAGAACACAGAGUGCACCCCAUGUCGGGUCCCACUUUCAAGGCUUUCAGUUUGUUCUUACGGGUGUUGUGCACAGCGGAUUGCAGGUGACUAGGGAUGGACACGUCACGUCAGAGGAAACUGCAGAUUGUUUACAGACAGACUACGACAGUGUCCACAUUUGUGUCGUCCACUCUUGACUGUCUCCAGGCUUUUGAUUGUCUGGCAGAAGCCAAGAACCAACAGCAGACGCAAUCCUGAAUUAAGAAACUUGCGUCUGAGGACAAAGCAACAUCCGGUCAGCUUGUAAACAGUAUAAACAACAUCUUGUCCUCGUGUUGAGACCAGCGAUAGAGAAUUGCACCUUGUCAGUGCCGUUGCCUUCACACAUGGCCGCCACACUCUGCAUUGUGCACGACGGAAGGAGGAGAUUACAAGGCUACAGUCUUUGCUGAGUUGGUGACGUGCGCCUGAGUGCGUGCAGGUGACGGAGGCAGUGCCACGGACAACUCCAGCUAAGCUGCCAACCAUCAAUGAGGGAAACAGCAAUGGCAAAAUCCCAGCUUCCCCCAAAGCGGUUAGAAUAGAAAAAUGGAUUCCAUUUAAGAAAGAGAGAAAACGAGAAAGAAAAAGAAAGUGAUUAAAGGAGGGUAAAAUGUCUAUUGGUGGUAAUCUGCAAGCCCGCAGCUACGUGGUGCAAAACAAAGGUGUGUAACCUCCGCAAUCUUCCCGUCUCCUCGCGCUGUUUCUCUUUUUUACAUUUUGAUUAAUUUUCCGCGGCAGAGAAAAUCUCAUAAAGCAAUUUAAUUUUCACUUUUCUUGCCAGUCGCACAAACCGUGGCGCGAACUGACUUGUUGACACACAGGUGAGGUAAACAGCUUUCCUCUUGGAACAUCGCCGACAGGUCAACAGCACUCGGUACAAUCUGGUGACAAAACACCUCAGUGACUACGUGUGUGACCAUCCGACACUGACUACGUGUGUGACCAUCCGACACUGUGACUACGUGUGUGACCAUCUGACACUGUGACUACUUGUGUGACCAUCUGACACUGGGACUACGUGUGUGACCAUCAGACACUGUGACUACGUGUGUGACCAUCUGACACUGUGACUACUUGUGUGACCAUCUGACACUGUGACUACGUGUGUGACCAUCAGACACUGUGACUACGUGUGUGACCAUCAGACACUGUGACUACGUGUGUGACCAUCAGACACUGUGACUACGUGUGUGACCAUCAGACACUGUGACUACGUGUGUGACCAUCUGACACUGCCCCUCAGUGUGGGAUUACCGCCGGCUUGUGGCCAGUCCCUGAGGUCAGCAAGGUUACACUCAUCAAGAGCAGUCCAGCCACUUGGCGGCGCCACCGCUGAGCUGCGAUGGAGGCUGAUUAUCGACGCUGUAAGGCAGCGGACAGAAAGCGAUGUUGAGAAGCCGGUGAUGUACUUAUUGCCUUCACUGGCUAUUGUCGUAGCUCGCCUUCACGACCUGCGCGCCAGAUGCUCGCCUAGCUGACCCCGCACGUCACUCGCACCCCCUCACGCCCCCUGUCGCCCCCUGCUUCCUGCCACACACCCACGCCAGGGACGCUGCGACAGAGCGUGACAGAGACCCGCUGCUAAAACUCUCGUCACAUACCGCGCACUGGUGCUUACAGUUACGUCACAUACCGCGCAUUGGUGCUUACAGUUACGUCACAUACCGCGCACUGGCGCUUACAGUUACGUCACAUACCGCGCACUGGUGCUUACAGUCACGUGACGCGUCAGGCGAAACCAUUCUCCCUUUGUGCGCAAGGUGGGUGCUCAUAUCUCCUUUUAUUUCUUGUUUGCCUGAGAGAAAGCGGAAGAGCUUUAGUCUGGUCCCGCAGCGCGAUUUGAUAUGUACACCCCGGGUACCCUACUGUCCAUCGCCCCGCAGGCGUAGAAAGUGCGAGAAGUGUGCGGGGGCAGACAACUCCUGCCACAAGCCAAUGGAAGCAAGGCACAGGUUCACUUCUCUCUCGUGAGAGGCCGCGCGAGCGAACGUCUUGAGUCGCUGGGGAGCUCGGGGGGCGCCGUUUGUCGCUCAGUCGACGAACUGUUGUGACCUUGGAUUCUUCCUGUCAUCCUGCACUGGUGUGACACAACCAUCACGUGACAGUGCGGCCUAUGUGACCGUUACAUUGUGUGGCCCACUGGACCUUCGCUGCUGGGCCCCGAGUUAAUUUAAACGAUUGUUGCAGCUGAUGGUGCAGCUCUACAGUUGUGUCCCCCUUGUGUGGGUCCCUCCACACACCGAGGCCUGCACACUGUGUGACGCACCAACCCUGUUGUCGGUAGUUCCACGGUGACCCUGCGCGUGACACUUGUGCGUGACCCACCUCGUGAGCAGCUGGAGAUUUCCAUCUGUGAGCAGAAGGACAAGAAGCAUCUGUGGUGUCACGGUCAGGGCCUUUUAGCAGGACAGUCGUCUGUUAUCGGACCACUCCGUCUGUCGUCUGCUGAGGUUUGACAUCAUUACACAAUUCAAUUUGGCCGCCAUUUUACACACUUUAUACACUCCACGCAAUCCGAUUGGCUCGUGCCACAGCUAGCCCUUCACACUGUCGAGGGCUUGCUGAGUGCCUUCCUGUGUUGUUUCGAGGACGUCACUGCCGUAGCCGUGACAUGCGUGUGACGUACCUACGACAUCCACCAGCCUCAGACAAGUAGCCAGGAAUACAAUUUGCUGGAGAUGUCUGCGUGCCGCUAGUCACAUCGCCGAUGCCAUGAGGUACGCCAUUGUUACAUCUAUCUACCUUUCACUUUGUGCUCGGCGCUGCCAGAAACACAAUUCAUCUCGUCUGCGGCGGUGCUUCUGAUUUGCUUUUGGGAGCUAAAGUGGUUUGGCUUUGACAGCUCCAAGCCCUGCAUGCUGUUCGGAUUACAUUCGUCAAGGAGGAACCCAAGUUUGAGACUAGUGGUGACGUCCAGAGGCUGUGUACGACGAGUUGAUGGUCGGUGGUUUGCUGUCAGUCAUCGCUCGGCUUCUUCCCCAUGAGAAGACCACACCCUGGUGUCAUCCUAGCACGUGACCUGUGCUGCCACAUACCUCCUCCUUCACGAUGCCCGAGAACGAAUCACAUCCCCCGUACCACGUGGCCAACACCCACCUCCCGGCCCUGAACGGUUCCUUCCUGCCCACUGAUGCGAUCCCCGAGGAGGAGCAGGAGUACAGCCUGCCAGAGAAGGCGGUCAUCGGCGCCAUAUUAACGGUCAUGGUCUUCGUGGCGGUGGUGGGCAACCUGCUGGUGUGCGCCGCCGUCUUCACGGACCGACGCCUCAAGCGCAACUCCAACUUCUUCAUCGUGUCCCUCGCCAUCGCCGACCUACUGGUGGCCUUGGUCGUCAUGACCUUCGCCAUCGCCAACGACAUCCACGGCCGCUGGGUAUUUGGCUCCAUCUUCUGCAAGGUGUGGAUCUCGUCGGACAUCAUGUGCUCCACAGCCUCCAUCCUCAACCUCUGCGUCAUCUCGCUGGACCGCUACAUCCACAUCCGGGAUCCGCUGCGCUACGAAGCCUGGAUGACGACUCGCAAGACUGUGCUAUUUAUAGCCACGGUGUGGAUUCUGUCCGUUUUAAUUUCGUUUGUCCCCACUCACCUGGGGUGGCACGAGCCGCCCAUGGGCGAGAACUCCACUGAACUGCAGGAGUUGUGCGUCUUUAACAUCAACCCGGUCUACGCCAUUGUCUCGUCUACAGUCAGCUUCUACAUCCCGUGUGUCGUCAUGGUGUCCAUCUACGUCCGCCUCUACGUCUACGCCCGGCGCCACGUACAGACCAUCAAGCGCACGCACCUGGCGGAGCGAUUUCAUACCAACGGUUCCUCCAAGUCGUCCUAUAAAGUGUCAGACCACAAGGCAGCCGUUACCCUGGGUAUCAUCAUGGGAGUCUUUCUUCUGUGCUGGGUGCCCUUCUUCAUCGUCAACCCCAUCGCUGCCUUCUGCAGCUCGUGCAUUCCCAAGCUGGUGUUUCAAAUCCUGACCUGGUGUGGCUACGUCAACUCCUGCCUCAACCCCAUCAUCUAUUCUAUUUUUAACACGGAGUUCCGUGACGCCUUCCGUAGAAUCCUCUUCCCCAAGUGUUUUCUGGAGCGUCGGCAGAAGGACGUCCUCCGCGGUGAGGCGUCGACAGCGACGACAACAGCACUGAGCAGCAGGAGGGUGAACAAGGCCGAGUAUGGCCCUCCACUGACUGAAAACGGCGCAAGCGUCCGGAGGAACAGCCGGGAGCGACUGUUUGUGGACAAAGUCACAUCCUUGUGAGGUCGUGACUCCUUGUCGCAGGUACGACAGGUCACGUCUUGAUGACUGUCACGACCGUGCCAAAGUCACAUGUCAACGACUGUCGUCUCUGGCUGUAUGGCCACAUCUCAGUUUUAGGUGUAGGGCUGCACUUUCCACCCACAUCCUUCAAGUAAACAUCCCACCAUCCUCCCUCGUCCCCACCCCACACCCCGACAUGGUGUAUGCUGACUGCUUGUAAAUACUUAUUUGCACCUGCCACACCUGGCGAGGCCUGCCUCACAUUGGUCCCUGGCUAAGUAUCGAACUGCCAUCAGCGACAGUCUACUCGCACUCGUCUUGAGCACGACACCAACAACCUCCACUACCACCACCACCACAACCACCACCACCACAACAACAACAUUAUUUCCGGCGGAGUUAGGUGUAAGGACUGCUGACAUAAAGACUCCAGCACCACCUUUGAGGGUAAAGAGGAAGCCAGACAUGAUGCCAGUGUCUACAGAGCACAGGCGCCCUCUUGUAAACUGUUCUUGAUGUUCCUUGGUUGGCUGGCUGGUUGGUUGGCUGGCUGGCUGGUUGGUUGGUUGGCUGGCUGGCUGGUUGGAUGGUUGGCUGGUUGGUUGGCUGGUUGGUUGGAUGGCUGGUUCCCUUACUUAGGUACGUAGUGGCUGUUAGGCUCCGACGUCAAAUCAUUAUUUCUAAGAUUAUUUGGAUAAAGUCAGUGACACCUGGCAGUGACACCUGGCAGUGACACCUGGCAGUGACACCUUGACUUCCUCGGGUGUCAAGCAACAGUAAAAGUCUGUGACACAUCCGUGUACACCAUUGCCGUGAGACACAAUUGUAAAUAUUCCAUACGAGACAUAACAAUAUCAUAUUGCUGUAAGAGACAUAACGAUACAAUAUUGCUGUAAGAGACAUAACGAUACAAUAUUGCUGUAAGAGACAUAACGAUACAAUAUUGCCGGAGGAGACCCAAUAGUGUGUAAUAUUCCCAAAGAAAGAACAGUGUCGAGCAUUGCCGCGAUACAUCAGUGUGUCAUCUUUCUUCGAUGUCAAGUCAAGUCGUGAGAUGAGAUUUGUGACAUGCAGUCACGUGAUGUGAGUACACUGUGAGACUGUGACAUCACAAACUGCCAGUGUCAGUAAUCUUACAGUGACACAACCAAUGCCUCGUUCAUGGCUGUCAACCGUCGGCAGUGGACAGGAAUCACAGAAAGGUAAAUAUUUCCGGUUGUCUCCUUGUUCUGAACCUGUCGAGCGCGUGAAUGACGUGAAUGCUGGUCACGUGCUUGUAGUACUCUGUACUUUGUUGUGUACAUGUGUACACUGUGCCAAAUGCCCACAAGUGAACACUGGCUCUCUGAGCCUGAGGGCGGAUAAGCUGGUGAAGCUGAUAGACAGAUCAAGCGACGGACAGACUGACAAGAAGAGGAGACUGAGAUGUCAGAGACUGAGAGACUGAGAGACUGAGAGUUAGUUGAGUGUACAGUACAGUGGCAGUCCUCGCCUACACUGACAGUCGGCACUGUACACUUUCCGAGAGAGAAUAUUGGUGAAAAUUGUGGAAGGCUGAGCAGCCUGGUUAUGUACAGCUGUACACCAUUCACUGAGUGCGGGUACGUCACCGUCACUGUCACGUAGAGUACGUGACUGCCACCAGCCCACCCUGUACAGUCUCAGCAUCUGGGGUGGAUUGAUAGAGAGCACUGUGUGUACUUCAUCUGUAAACUCUUGAGUGACUCAUGAUGUACAUUGUCAGCCGACAGCCACAGUGAACGCUCAUUGCAGGCUGUGUGAACAGUGAACAGUGAACAGUGUGCGCAUGACAGACAGUGACGGACAAGGACUGACAGCAACCCGAGAUAUGACGGGUGGACGGACGUGUACUACAACAACGCUGGGUGCACUGGAGUAUGCAGGAGAAAUGAUGGAUAUACUGAGACGUACCCGUUAAAGGGUUAAAGACUUUCUUUAUCUUGAUAGGUGGAUAGGCUGUUUCUAUAAAUAGAUUGCCUUGUUACUCGCGAGUCUGUCUGACGGACAGAAGAAUGAAUGACUACAAGUGCAUGUAGGUGCAUACUUCUACAUGAGUGUGCCUGUGUACAAAUGUAUGUGCGUAUGUGUAUGUGUGUGUGUGCAUAUAUGAACAGAUGUGUGCAAGAAUACGUGUAUCCAUAGGUGACGUGCUCACAGAUGUGUUACGAACACAGUUGCGUGCAAGACCCGGAGACUUGCUUGUGAGCUACACACUGUUGACACAUUGUGAUAAAUUAUUGUCAGUUUAUUUAUGCCUCGAUGAGUAAGUCGAGCUCAUUCACGAUGAAGUGAGUUUCGCCUGUGACGUUUCUCUCUUGUGCUUCACACGUUGAUCCUCGAUAAGUUUAGCUGUGAUGUGUGCGUCAUCGAGCUGUUGACAAACUGUGAACACACAGCGAACAUGAUGCUUACACGAAAGUCCAGCAAAGUUUUGCUGACCUAUGACCUAGCCUGAAAGGUGACCUGAACGGUGACCUGCAUGGUGACGUGUAUGGUGACGUGUAUGGUGACGUGUAUGGUGACGUGUAUGAUUGCUAAAACACGGGUGACUAUCUUGCUCUUGUUACGUUUGAAAUAUUGAGAAAUGAAAUAUUAUCGUACAAGGUGUGACAAGUG